Molecule: messenger RNA, 866 nt
Organism: Quercus robur (English oak)
Lineage: Eukaryota; Viridiplantae; Streptophyta; Magnoliopsida; Fagales; Fagaceae
Product: photosynthetic NDH subunit of subcomplex B 5, chloroplastic
Exons: 5
Coding region: 78-755 (225 amino acids)
Biological process (GO): response to oxidative stress
Cellular component (GO): chloroplast
Source: RefSeq, a predicted model, not a curated record
ACCGUUGCGAAAACAAAGGCGGGCAUUUAAGCCUGAACAACGAUCGAUAACACAAAAAGUACAGCAGAACAGAAGAAAUGGCGGUGUGUAACUCACUCUCACUCUCCCUCUCAGUUCUCCAUGACAAUUCGGUCCCAAAACUCAGCUCCAAUCCUUCACAAACCAGAGCUAAGGUUUUGAUGAAACUCAAAGCCAUAGCUUCCACACCCACCAAAUUGUACGGAAGAAACUCGGGCAAGAGUCGCAGCCCCACCAAGAGAAACGCUGGACUAUCUGCGAUUGAGCCCGAUCUUAACGAAGACCCAGUUGACCGUUGGCGCACCAACGGCGUUGACCCUGAGGAUUUUGAGUAUGGGAUAUAUGAUGGGCACCACACGUACAACGAAGCCGAAGAAAUAAAAGGAACUUUUUGGGGAGCAAUAGCAGAUGAUAUUGAAGCUGUAGGAACUCCUACAGGUUUUCAGGGGUUUAUUUCAUGGCUCUUCCUCCCAGCAAUUGCUGCUGGGAUGUUCUUCCAAGUUCCGAUGGUGUACUUGUUCAUCGGAGCUGGUAUUUUUACAACUGUAUUUACCAUAAUUGAGAUGGAUAAGCCUGAUAAGCCUCACAACUUUGAACCUCAAAUAUACAAUAUGGAGAGAAAAGCUCGUGACAAGUUGAUAGCAGACUACAAUACCAUGAGCAUAUGGGACUUUAAUGCGAAAUAUGAGGAUGUCUGGGAUUUCACUGUACCAAAAAAUGACAUAUUAGAGAGAUAACUUUUCCUUAGCAUAUUGCUUUGUUAUGAGAAUUGAUAACCAACAAUUUUUUUUUUUUGGAGAAACAAUUGAUAACCAACAUAAGUAUGAAAGGUAUAGUUCUUUUUUCUA